Molecule: messenger RNA, 2322 nt
Organism: Vitis riparia (riverbank grape)
Lineage: Eukaryota; Viridiplantae; Streptophyta; Magnoliopsida; Vitales; Vitaceae
Product: protein REDUCED WALL ACETYLATION 3-like
Exons: 17
Coding region: 278-1915 (545 amino acids)
Biological process (GO): xylan biosynthetic process; xyloglucan metabolic process; plant-type secondary cell wall biogenesis
Cellular component (GO): Golgi apparatus
Molecular function (GO): acetyltransferase activity
Source: RefSeq, a predicted model, not a curated record
UUUCUUCAACGAAAACAAUGGAGCAACCAGGGCACAACAACCAUCAAACGGUUGGUUUGAUGGGGUGAAAACGACGUCGCUUCCGACAGUUUCUCUCUCCUUGAAGCAAAGAUCCUCUCUCCCUCCUCCCCGUUUGCUUCAGAUCUCUCUUUCUAUCUCUCUCUUAGGGUUUUCUUCUCCUGUAUAUGUAUUCACCACCUUGUCAUAGGCUCUCUCGUCCUCUUCGGCCUCACCUGCUCUCUUAUUUCUCAGUUCCGAAUCGGUUCGCGCAGCGGGAAUGGUGGUCUCCUCGCCGAUUACGCCUGGGCAGGUGUCUUUUUUGCUGGGAAUCAUCCCUGUUUUUGUUGCAUGGAUAUAUUCCGAGUUUUUAGAAUAUAAGAAGUCUUCAUCUCCCUCUAAAGUUCAUUCAGACAAUAAUCUGGUUGAAUUGGGAAAUGAGACAAUCAAGGAAGAUGAUCGGGCUAUUUUACUGGAAGGAGGUCUUACAAAAUCAGCAUCUGCAAAGUUCAAUAGUUCAUCCAUCAAAGCGAACUUAAUUAGGUUUUUAACAAUGGAUGACUCCUUCUUGCUGGAAAACCGAUUAACUUUGAGAGCAAUGUCUGAGUUUGGGGCAAUUCUGACAUACUUCUACGUAUGUGACCGCACAGAGUUACUGGGUGACUCUACUAAGAACUACAAUCGCGACCUCUUCAUCUUUCUCUACUUGCUUCUUGUCAUAGUUUGUUUUAUGACUUCUCUUAAGAAACAUCAUGACAAGUCAGCAUUCUCUGGAAAGGCCUUACUUUAUCUUAACCGGCAUCAAACUGAGGAGUGGAAAGGAUGGAUGCAGGUUCUAUUUCUAAUGUACCACUACUUUGCUGCUGCGGAGAUAUACAAUGCAAUUCGUGUCUUUAUUGCUGCAUAUGUCUGGAUGACUGGAUUUGGAAACUUCUCCUAUUAUUACAUCAGGAAGGAUUUUAGCCUUGCACGCUUUACACAGAUGAUGUGGCGGCUAAAUUUCUUUGUGGCAUUUUGCUGCAUUGUUCUUAACAAUGACUACAUGCUAUACUAUAUCUGCCCUAUGCACACGCUUUUCACUCUUAUGGUAUAUGGAGCCCUUGGGAUUUUUAACAAGUAUAAUGAGAUAAGGUCUGUGAUGGCUGUGAAGAUCCUUGCAUGCUUUCUUGUGGUUAUCUUGAUCUGGGAAAUUCCUGGAGUUUUUGACAUUUUCUGGAGUCCUUCAGCAUUCUUAUUAGGUUACAGUGAUCCAGAUCCUUCUAAACAAGGUCUCCCUCGACUGCAUGAAUGGCAUUUUAGAUCUGGGCUUGAUCGCUAUAUUUGGAUCAUCGGAAUGAUAUAUGCCUAUUAUCACCCUAAUGUUGAGAAGUGGAUGGAGAAAUUGGAGGAAACUGAAACUAAGCGGAGACUCACGAUCAAAACAGGCAUUGUUACAGUUACCAUAUUUGUUGGUUAUUUGUGGUAUGAAUACAUUUACAAGCUGGACAAAGUUACAUAUAAUAAGUUCCAUCCGUACACAUCAUGGAUUCCAAUAACUGUUUAUAUUAGCUUGCGGAAUUUCACUCAGCAGCUUAGAAGUUACUCUUUAACUCUCUUUGCUUGGCUUGGCAAGAUCACUUUGGAGACUUAUAUUUCUCAAUUCCACAUCUGGUUGAGAUCAAACAAGCCUAAUGGACAGCCUAAGUGGCUUCUUUCUUUUAUUCCAGAUUAUCCGUUGCUCAACUUCAUGCUCACAACUGCCAUCUAUAUCUUAAUAUCCCUCCGCCUUUUUGAACUAACCAAUACACUUAAGACAGUUUUUAUUCCUACAAAAGACAAUCGCCGGCUGCUGCAUAAUUUUCUUGCUGGAAUUGGCAUUUCCGUGUGUUUAUAUUGCAUUGGGUUCAUUCUUCAUCAGAUUCCUCACGCACAAGCUUGAUAAAUCAGGACUGAAAGGACUGGUACAAAGAGAUUUCCUGUUGGAUCUAGAAGAAGGUACAGAUGAAAGUAAAUAAGGGGACUUGGAAGGGCUAGUGUUCCAACAAUUUUUGAGGAGAGUUACCCUCGAUCUGCAUCAGCGCCAAAAAAAAAAAAUUAAAAUUGUUGGGUUUAGCCCUGGAACCGGGCAGAGGGAAUUAGAUCACAGGAAAGAGAAUCUUCUUUUUACUCUCUUUUGUAAUAUUGCAAAUUGCCAUAUAUCUUUGUUUUUUUUAUUCUGUGGGUGGGAUCAAUGUAGGUUUCGGUGGUAUAGUUUUGUUUGGCGAAAAUGAAAUUCAAGAUUCAUUCCUGAGAUGUGUUUUCAAUUUUCAAUUUUCAAUUUUCAAUUCACAGCUUCGGCUCUGUUUA